Molecule: messenger RNA, 4850 nt
Organism: Mandrillus leucophaeus (drill)
Lineage: Eukaryota; Metazoa; Chordata; Mammalia; Primates; Cercopithecidae
Gene: KDM2B
Product: lysine (K)-specific demethylase 2B
Exons: 24
Coding region: 21-3659 (1212 amino acids)
Biological process (GO): regulation of transcription by RNA polymerase II; protein demethylation
Molecular function (GO): histone demethylase activity; protein binding; zinc ion binding
Source: RefSeq, a predicted model, not a curated record
GCGCGCGCGCUUGUGGGGAGAUGAGGCAGCUGCUGCGUCCGAUUGACCGCCAGCGAUACGACGAGAACGAGGACUUGUCGGACGUGGAGGAGAUCGUCAGCGUCCGCGGCUUCAGCCUGGAGGAGAAGCUUCGCAGCCAGUUGUACCAGGGGGACUUCGUGCACGCCAUGGAGGGCAAAGAUUUCAACUAUGAGUACGUACAGAGAGAAGCUCUCAGGGUUCCCCUGAUAUUUCGAGAAAAGGAUGGACUGGGAAUUAAGAUGCCUGACCCUGAUUUCACAGUCCGAGACGUCAAACUCCUAGUGGGGAGUCGGCGGCUUGUGGACGUGAUGGAUGUGAACACCCAGAAGGGCACAGAGAUGAGCAUGUCCCAGUUUGUGCGUUACUACGAGACGCCCGAGGCCCAGCGGGACAAGCUGUACAACGUCAUCAGCCUAGAGUUCAGCCACACCAAGCUGGAGCACUUGGUCAAGCGUCCGACUGUGGUAGACCUGGUGGACUGGGUGGACAACAUGUGGCCCCAGCAUCUGAAGGAGAAGCAGACAGAAGCCACGAAUGCCAUUGCAGAGAUGAAGUAUCCGAAAGUGAAGAAGUACUGUCUGAUGAGCGUGAAAGGUUGUUUCACCGACUUCCACAUCGACUUUGGAGGCACUUCCGUUUGGUACCAUGUUUUCCGGGGUGGGAAGAUUUUUUGGCUGAUUCCUCCAACGCUGCACAAUUUGGCGCUGUACGAGGAGUGGGUGCUGUCAGGCAAACAGAGUGACAUCUUUCUGGGAGACCGUGUGGAACGAUGCCAAAGAAUUGAGCUGAAGCAGGGCUACACAUUUUUCAUCCCUUCCGGUUGGAUCCAUGCCGUCUACACCCCUGUAGACUCUUUGGUAUUCGGCGGAAACAUCCUGCACAGCUUUAACGUGCCCAUGCAGCUGCGGAUCUACGAGAUCGAGGACAGGACGCGGGUGCAGCCCAAAUUCCGUUACCCCUUCUACUAUGAGAUGUGCUGGUAUGUCCUGGAGAGAUACGUGUACUGUGUGACCCAGCGCUCCCACCUCACUCAGGAAUACCAGAGGGAGUCGAUGCUUAUUGGUUGGGUUUUUAUCUAUGUUAAGAGCAGUCCUGUGAGAUGCAGCCAGUCCCCGAAAACCCAAGGCGUCUUUGGGGCAGCAGGAGGGGUGACCAGGGCAGGUGGUGCAGGCCUGGAGGAGCAGGAGAGAGUUCCAUCUGCCAAUGAGAAGGGACAACGUGAGGGAGACACCCUCUCCAUCCAGAGCCGCUGUGUGCCGCUGCCUGUGCCCAGGAAUGUCCUGAAGGAGCACGCGGACGAUGACCCUAGUCUGGCCAUCACUGGGGUCCCUGUGGUGACUUGGCCAAAGAAGACUCCAAAGAACCGGGCUGUGGGUCGGCCCAAGGGGAAGCUGGGCCCGGCCUCCGCGGUGAAGUUGGCCGCCAACCGGACAACGGCAGGAGCUCGGCGGCGCCGGACGCGAUGCCGCAAGUGCGAGGCCUGCCUGCGGACCGAGUGCGGAGAGUGCCACUUCUGCAAGGACAUGAAGAAGUUCGGGGGCCCCGGGCGCAUGAAGCAGAGCUGCAUCAUGCGGCAGUGCAUCGCGCCAGUGCUCCCCCACACCGCCGUGUGCCUUGUGUGUGGCGAGGCGGGGAAGGAAGACACGGUGGAAGAGGAGGAAGGCAAGUUUAACCUCAUGCUCAUGGAGUGCUCCAUCUGCAACGAAAUCAUCCACCCCGGAUGCCUUAAGAUUAAGGAGUCAGAGGGUGUGGUCAACGACGAGCUUCCAAACUGCUGGGAGUGUCCGAAGUGUAACCACGCCGGCAAGACCGGGAAACAAAAGCGUGGCCCUGGCUUUAAGUACGCCUCCAACCUGCCCGGCUCCCUGCUCAAGGAGCAGAAGAUGAACCGGGACAACAAGGAAGGGCAGGAACCUGCCAAGCGGAGGAGCGAAUGUGAGGAGGCACCCCGGCGCAGGUCGGACGAGCACCCCAAGAAGGUGCCACCGGACGGCCUCCUGCGCAGAAAGUCUGAUGACGUGCACCUGAGGAAGAAGCGGAAAUACGAGAAGCCCCAGGAGCUGAGUGGACGCAAGCGGGCCUCAUCGCUUCAAACGUCCCCCGGUUCCUCCUCUCACCUCUCGCCGAGGCCCCCUCUAGGCAGCAGCCUCAGCCCCUGGUGGAGAUCCAGUCUCACUUACUUCCAGCAGCAGCUCAAACCUGGCAAAGAAGAUAAGCUUUUCAGGAAAAAGCGUCGGUCCUGGAAGAACGCCGAGGACCGCAUGGCGCUGGCCAACAAGCCCCUCCGGCGCUUCAAGCAGGAACCCGAGGACGAUCUGCCCGAGGCACCCCCAAAGACCAGGGAGAGCGACCACUCCCGCUCCAGCUCCCCCACCGCAGGACCCAGCACCGAGGGGACCGAGGGCCCGGAGGAGAAGAAGAAGGUGAAGAUGCGCCGGAAGCGGCGGCUUCCCAACAAGGAGCUGAGCAGGGAGCUGAGCAAGGAGCUCAACCACGAGAUCCAGAGGACGGAGAGCAGCCUGGCCAAUGAGAACCAGCAGCCCAUCAAGUCGGAGCCUGAGAGCGAGGGCGAGGAGCCCAAGCGGCCCCCAGGCAUCUGCGAGCGUCCCCACCGCUUCAGCAAGGGGCUCAACGGCACCCCUCGGGAGCUGCGGCACCAGCUGGGACCCGGCCUGCGCAGCCCGCCCCGUGUCAUCUCCCGGCCCCCACCCUCCGUGUCCCCGCCCAAGUGUAUCCAAAUGGAGCGCCAUGUGAUCCGGCCACCCCCCAUCAGCCCCCCGCCGGACUCGCUACCCCUGGACGAUGGGGCAGCCCACGUCAUGCACAGGGAGGUGUGGAUGGCCGUCUUCAGCUACCUCAGCCACCAAGACCUGUGUGUCUGCAUGCGGGUCUGCAGGACCUGGAACCGCUGGUGCUGCGAUAAGCGGUUGUGGACCCGCAUUGACCUGAACCACUGCAAGUCUAUCACACCCCUGAUGCUGAGCGGCAUCAUCCGGCGACAGCCUGUCUCCCUCGACCUCAGCUGGACCAAUAUCUCCAAGAAGCAGCUGAGCUGGCUCAUCAACCGGCUGCCUGGGCUCCGGGACUUGGUGCUGUCAGGCUGCUCAUGGAUCGCGGUCUCGGCCCUUUGCAGCUCCAGUUGUCCGCUGCUCCGGACUCUGGAUGUCCAGUGGGUGGAGGGACUAAAGGAUGCCCAGAUGCGGGAUCUCCUGUCCCCGCCCACGGACAACAGGCCAGGUCAGAUGGACAAUCGGAGCAAGCUCCGGAACAUCGUGGAGCUGCGCCUGGCAGGCCUGGACAUCACAGAUGCCUCCCUGCGGCUCAUCGUCCGCCACAUGCCCCUGCUCUCCAAGCUCCACCUCAGUUACUGUAACCACGUCACCGACCAGUCCAUCAACCUGCUCACCGCUGUUGGCACCACCACCCGAGACUCCUUAACCGAGAUCAACCUGUCUGACUGCAAUAAGGUCACUGAUCAGUGCCUGUCCUUCUUCAAACGCUGUGGAAACAUCUGUCACAUUGACCUGAGGUACUGCAAGCAAGUCACCAAGGAAGGCUGUGAGCAGUUCAUAGCCGAGAUGUCUGUGAGUGUCCAGUUUGGGCAAGUAGAAGAAAAACUCCUGCAAAAACUGAGUUAGUCCAAGGACAAGAAUGUAAAUACGGGGUGGGCUCUGGGAGGGGAAGAGACUUUACAAAAAUGAGGGCUUUUAUUUUCCAUUUGGAACGUGGGACAACAGACCACAAUGCAAUUCCAUUUUGCAAGUCUUUCCAAGGGAGAAGCUGUUCAACCACCCAUUUGGGGGAUGAGUGAGGCGACACUUUCCUUUGGUCUUUCUAAAUCGUAACUGCACUGCUUUCUGGACCAUUUCUAAGGCGGCCUUUACAAGAAGACAUUCCUGUCAGAGAGGAGGGUGGACUUUGGAGAAAUUCUCAUACUGAAGCAUGAGCUUAGGAGUUUCUGUUAGUGGUAGUGGUGUUUUGGACACUUCAUUCCUUGCAACACUGAGGUUUUGGGUGUUGACGUAAAGUGGACCACACACCACAUCUGCUGCCGUCUUGACACUUUUUUUUGUUUGGUUGGUUUUGUUACAUCCUACAUUAUGCAGAACUAUUUUUGUACAAAUUGUUUAAAAGUUAUUUAUGCAAGGUUGAAUGCAUACCAGUGUUUUUAUUGUUUUGAGAUUGCCAAUUUUCCUGAUUUCCUUAAGGUAGGAGAGAAUUUAACGUGUACUUCAUCGACACAACCCAUCUACAAAUGUGCCCAGAUCUAACAAAGCAGGCUAAGACCUUCCACUUAAAAGCAUGUUUAACUGGAAGUUGAGAGCCUGCUUUGUACCUCAAGAGUUACAUGAGCAUGUUGUGGAUAAAUGUAAAUUAUAGUUGAAGUAAGAUACUCUGCCAGGUUUCCUCUGUAGAGAAUUCACUUUUCUCAAAUUUUAAAAUUUCGACUUCAGCCUUUGCACUCAGGAGGGUCUGCUCCAGCAUGAGCUCUUGUACUUACAUAGAUCUAAUUUAUACAGUGAGUCAAGACGUAGAAUAAAUGCUCCCACAUAGCCUUUCUUUUGCUUUUUUCUCUCCUCUGAAGUGUGACUUGAGUUCUCAUUUAGGUUUGUAACAUGGCUAUUUCCUAGUUGUAAAGUUCUGCAUUUAUAAGUGCCAUUGUUGUAAGGUGGUGUUUCCUAGACCUUCCCUGAUGCGAUUUUACCUUUGUUGAAUUUGUAUAAACAAUUGUACAAAAAAAAACCACUCUUGAACUUUGAGGGUUUUUGUUCUAGGAGUGGACUAGAAGUUUAAGCCCAGAGUCAGUAAACACUGUUUUGAGGCCCAAA